ACCAUGGAACAAGAAGGGUCCAUGGUCUACGUACCCUAAAACAGUUGGUUCGUGUAAUGGGUUGUUGAUCAUGCGCGUGCAUGAUGACUUGUUCUGGUGGAAUCCCGUGACUGAGUAUUUUAAGAAGGUCCUGGCGUACGCACCUUUGGGUGAUAAUGGUUUUCGUAUUGCUUCUGGGCUUUGUUACGACUCCUCUGCCAAGGAGUAGAAGGCUGUAAUGGUGUUUUCUCACGAGAAUCAGGAUUCUAAAGGUGGUCGAUUUGCAGUUGUUGGUAGUUUCAAAAGCAGUAGUUCGAGAAGGGUUUGCUGCCCCGAUGGAGUUUUUCAUGCGAUGAAGUCAGGACCUGUGGUAAAUAAACACCUACAUUGGUAUUCUGGCUGUAGUUCUGAAUAUUUGUUCCGGAUUUCUCUUCAUACUUUUUUGUCGAACACAAUUAUGUAUUUCAAUAUACAGAUGAAUGAAUUCCAUGAGGUGCCGAUGCCAGAACCUCCUAUGGAUGUGAUGUUGGGAGUGAGGUCCAAAGAUCAGACCUUGGGUUUGGGAGUUUUGGAUGGAUGCCUUUGUAUGCUUCAUAGAUACUCAAUCAACCAUAAUGUUGAAGUAUUCGCAAUGAAGGAAAAUGGCAUAAGAGAAUCUUGGACUACAAUGUUUAUCAUACCCAAUUUGACAUUAGGAGGAAUAGCAAGAAAUUUGGAGCUAUUUGGUUACACAAAGCGUGGGGAAGUUCUAAUGAAAGUUCUCGUAGGUGAUAUGCGAUGUGAGAUGACAACAUACAAUCCUAUAGACCGUUCACGUCGAAAUUUUUUAACUCAAGAUGAUUGCAAGUAUGUCAAUGCAGUUAUGUACGAAGAAAUCACGGUUACACCAACUGACUACGGUUGGAAAGACAAAGACUCGAGAGAAGCAACAUAUGUGGAAUAUUUCAUUCAUAGGUCUCCCCAAAAGAUGAGAAAGAGAUGGGAUGGUAUUUGGCAAGUUUGCACUAUGAAAAGUGCGCUUUGAAUUCUCCUCCCCCAUCAAGAAGUGCUAGAGAUGGAAGUGAGUGAACUUAUUAUUAUUAUUAUUAUUUUUCUAUUUUCGCUGAAAUUAAAUAAGAACUUGUGUUUUCCACGUGUUAGUGUAAUAUUUGGGGUGUGAUCUA
Molecule: messenger RNA, 1142 nt
Organism: Rhododendron vialii
Lineage: Eukaryota; Viridiplantae; Streptophyta; Magnoliopsida; Ericales; Ericaceae
Exons: 2
Coding region: 218-1003 (261 amino acids)
Source: RefSeq, a predicted model, not a curated record